This is a messenger RNA of Ctenocephalides felis (cat flea), 1062 nucleotides long. RefSeq names its product zinc finger protein 525-like. Gene Ontology annotation, biological process: regulation of transcription by RNA polymerase II. The record is from RefSeq and is a predicted model, not a curated record. Bases 1 to 1062 code for a protein of 353 amino acids. Gene Ontology annotation, molecular function: DNA-binding transcription factor activity, RNA polymerase II-specific; RNA polymerase II cis-regulatory region sequence-specific DNA binding. Gene Ontology annotation, cellular component: nucleus. NCBI's taxonomy places the organism in Eukaryota, Metazoa, Arthropoda, Insecta, Siphonaptera, Pulicidae. The transcript has a single exon.
AUGUCAGAAGAGACUAAUAUGUCUUUAAGUGGUCAGACAAUUAAAAUGGAACCACCAGAAUACUUAAUAGAAGAGAUUGAAGGUGAAAUUGAGGAUGAAUUUGAUGCUCUUGAUGAUAUUGUUAAGCCGGAGCCUUAUUCAGAAGAUGAUGGAACUUGUUUAGAUAGAUUCAUGAAUUCCGAUGUGAAGAUUGAGGAAGAAGUCAAACAGGAAUUAAGUGGGGCACCCACUUGUGAAGAUGAUGAUGAAAAGUCUUCUGUAUGCGAUACAAGAUAUCUAUUAGAUCACACCAGAGAACAACCUUUAAACAUUGAAGAACUUGUUAAUCUGGACCAAAAUAUACAUGCUCCUACAGGAAAGGGUUUACACAAAUGUAGAAUAUGCGGUAAAGCAUUCACAACAUUGUGUAAUAUGAAAAAUCAUAUGCGUGUCCAUACUGGAGAACGCCCAUUUAAAUGCGAAUUGUGCGAAAAGGCAUUCACACAAUUGUGUCAUCUAAAAUCCCACAUGCUCAUUCACUCUGGAGCACGUCCUUACAAAUGCAAAAUUUGUGACCAAGCCUUCAAUCAAUCGAGUACUUUAAAGACUCAUAUGUAUACUCAUACUGGAAAGCUUCUUCAUAAAUGCGAAACAUGCAAUAUAACAUUCACAAAAUCAAGUGACAUGAAAAAGCAUAUGAUAAUCCAUACAGGAGGUCGCCCUUACGAAUGUGAAAUAUGCCACAAGACAUUUGCACUACCGAGUGAAAUGAAAAAGCAUAUGAUUAUUCAUACAGGUGAGCGCCCAUAUGAAUGCAAAAUAUGCGAUAAGAAAUUUGCACGCGUAAAUGGUUUGAACAGGCAUAUGCUUGUUCAUUCUGGAGACCGUCCUUACAAAUGUGAUCAAUGUGACAAAGCCUUCAGUCUAUUGCAUAAUUUAAAAGAUCAUUCACGAACUCAUACUGGAGAACGCCCCUAUGAAUGCCAGAUAUGCCAUUUGACAUUCGCACAUUCCAAAAACAUGAAAUCGCACAUGCAAUCUCAUACUGGAGAAAGUGAUGGUCAAUAUGAAAAAGUCAAUUAG